AUGGACCUAGAAACAUUAGCUUUUGACUUACAACCUUUAUUUGUACUUGAGGAGAAUUCCGAAGAUCAAAUAUCAAAAGAAUUCCAUGAUAAAUUCGUUGUCUUAUUAGAUGAUCUAGCUAUAUCUUUAAGAGAACCAAAUAAUAGGAAAGUAUUGUAUGAAUCCGGCUUACUAUCUAAAUUGAUCAAUCGUUUGAAUUCUCUCUUGACAAGAACAUUCAAUGCCCAAGAUCAUAAUGAAAAACUGUGGCAACUAUGUUCCGAAUUGAUUAGAUGUAUUGCAAAUGCAAUAGUAGAUAAUGAUACAAAUAGAGCAUUAUUGGUACAAGAUGAAUAUAAUCAAUUCUUGAAAGAACAUUUCAGUAAUGUUUUGAAACUAUCAUCGAACGCUUUCCCUGGAGAUAACGCGUUAUUAUCAGAAUUACAAUUGCGAAGUCUUAUCCUAAUCAAGAAUUUGUUCAUUGAUAAUUUCCAAUAUUGUGAACUAUUUUCUCCCUAUAUUAAGACACCUUUGUUGAAUUUACUGGAAAAUUCCGCCAAUACGUACCUUAAUGAAGAUUCACCAAUACUAUUUACCACCGAUGUCUUAGUAGACGUCAUUGAUGUGGAUAAUAAUAAUAAUAAUAAUAAUAAUGAUAUUACACUAGAAUAUAUGCGAUUUUUAGCAGAGUUUAUUGAAAAAGUUUCUAAAACGGUCAUUAAUAUUGAUAUAUCAGAUACCAAUGACGGUACUAACAGCGAAAACGAUAUUGAAAUGACUGAUGAAAAUUCAAUAGAUGAUACAAGUUCAGAAAUUAUAUUCAAUAUUUGUCAAUUCUUUGAAAAAAUUGUGGAAUCAGAAACUGACAAUAUUGAUCUUUCUAACUAUCCUAAAUCAGUGACUGAACUUCAAACGGCCUUACUAGAUGCUUUAAAUAUUCUGGCAGAUAAAGAAUAUCCUAAUAAAUUAAUUGUGAUGAGAAGAAUUGUUUCAAUAAUUGGUCAUAUAUCUGCUAAUCCUACAAAUACCAAUAAAGAUCAAAAACAAUUGUAUCAAGAAAUAAUUUUAUCAUCCACGAAGGGAUAUACCCUUGCUGCAUCAUUGAUUGGAUUAUCAAAUUCUAUCUUAUCAAGGAAAGAUGCAGAUAAAAUUUUACAAAAGAUCACAUUAGAAAAAUUCAUUCAAAUUACUAAACAUUUUAAAGAUCCCAUGCAAUUUCAAGGAUUCUUACAUAUUUUCAAGAAAUUACUAAGCUUAUCAAAUGCAAUGUUUCUUCAAAACGAUGAUUUAUUACAAUUAACUACUAUUCUUAAAAUCGCUAAAGAUCAAUCAACAUAUUUCAAAAACUUAUCACAGUUACUGUAUUCAUUAGUACAGAAACUUUUAACCGUCUUACCAAGUUCAACUAUCUGUCAAUUAAUUAAGGAAAAGACGAAAUAUCCAUUUUUAGAUGUCAUUAUGAAUAGUGAAGAUUUAAUAAUUUGUUUAACUUUGGAUAAAAUUCUUGUGAACUCUAAUAAUGGGGUUCCAAAUGAAACAAUGGAGUUAUUAUGGUCUAGGUUUUUCAAAUUUGAAGAAUCUGGAAUUUCCAGAAAUAACAAUAAAGGAGACGCAGUUCAAUUGCCAUUGAUUUAUCAAUUAACAAAGACUCUGGGGAUAUAUUACAAGAAUUUAGUUACACAAAAACAAGACAUAGAUUCGAUAAUACCGCAAUAUGGAUCUAAUAUUUUGGAAUUGUUGAAAUUCAUAAUACCUUUGAAAAAUCAAACAGAUAAUGCUAGUAGGGGUGUAUUUAAUAAUGGUCGUUUCAUUUCUGGUAUGUUAUUAAAAUGGUUUGAAGAAAGGUCAAGCGAUAUGUCACUGUCUCCACUAGAGGCUGAGAUUAAGAAUGUUUCAAAAUCGUUCUUUACGUAG
Molecule: messenger RNA, 1893 nt
Organism: Naumovozyma dairenensis CBS 421
Lineage: Eukaryota; Fungi; Ascomycota; Saccharomycetes; Saccharomycetales; Saccharomycetaceae
Gene: BEM4
Product: Bem4p
Exons: 1
Coding region: 1-1893 (630 amino acids)
Biological process (GO): positive regulation of GTPase activity
Cellular component (GO): cytosol
Molecular function (GO): guanyl-nucleotide exchange factor activity
Source: RefSeq, a predicted model, not a curated record